CGCUCCGGUGACGGACACUUUGGCAUGAGGGGACGGGGGCCAAGCGUUUCUUUCGCCCCUCAGUCGCUCGACGGGCCGCCGACGCCUCCGCGCUCGCCAUGAUGAUGGAGUCGCUGCGCGUGCAGCGGCUGCAGCCGGGUGUUGGGGGAACGCUACGCUCCCUGCGGCCUGGCGUGACGGCGGGAGCGUCCCUGGCGGCCGCCUCGGCUCCCCCGCCGCCGCUGCCGCCGCCCCCACCGCCGCUCGGGCUGUCGCUCACCCUGGGGCCUCCGCCGCCGCCGCCGCCCCCGCUGCCGCCUCUCCCGCCGUCACUCUUGCCGGGCGUGACAGCCGGAUCCAGCCCCCCGGGAGUUGCGGCGACGGGUCCGCCCGCCGUGCUGAGGGAGGCUGUCGAGGCCGUCGUCAGGAGCUUCGCCAAGCACACGCAAGGCUACGGCCGCGUCAACGUUGUGGAAGCUCUCCAGGAAUUCUGGCAGAUGAAGCAAUCACGUGGUGCUGAUCUGAAAAAUGGUGCUCUGGUGGUUUAUGAGAUGGUCCCAUCUAACAGUCCUCCUUAUGUCUGUUAUGUCACAUUGCCUGGGGGGAGCUGUUUUGGCAGUUUUCAGUUUUGUCCUACCAAAGCUGAAGCCAGGAGGAGUGCAGCAAAAAUUGCACUGAUGAAUUCAGUGUUCAAUGAGCAUCCGUCCCGGAGAAUCACAGACGAGUUCAUUGAGAAGAGUGUCUCGGAGGCUCUGGCAUCUUUCAAUGGCAAUAGAGAAGAAGCAGAUAAUCCAAGCACAGGCAUUGGUGCUUUCCGCUUCAUGUUGGAGUCAAACAAAGGAAAGUCCAUGUUAGAGUUCCAGGAGCUGAUGACAGUCUUCCAGCUGCUGCAUUGGAAUGGCAGCCUCAAAGCCAUGCGAGAGAGACAGUGCUCACGACAGGAGGUGUUGGCUCACUACUCUCACCGUGCUCUUGAUGAUGAUAUAAGGAACCAGAUGGCAAUGGACUGGGUCAAUCGGGAGCAAAAUAUCCCAGGGGCUCUUUCAAGGGAGCUGGCCUCAACAGAGCGGGAAUUGGAUGAAGCCCGGCUGGCUGGGAAAGAGCUGCGGUUCCACAAGGAGAAGAAAGACAUUCUGAUGUUGGCAGCUGGCCAGCUGGGGAACAUGCACUCUUCCAACUGUUGAGAAAUCCCAGAGAGCUGUUCUGUUUCCCCUUCCCUUCCCUACACUCUCACUUCACAACCAACUUGCUUAUGGGGUAGGACCUAGAGCUUGUUACAAAAUUGAAGGGGGCAAAAUGUCCAACCAAAUUCUCCCUAAUUGGCUUUCAUUUUUUUCUUACAUUAUCAGUUAUGCAACAUGCUGCUUGGAUUUUGGAUUUUUAAGUCUAAUCUGGUUGUAGAUUGGUGAGAUUUGGCAAGUGAAUAACCUAUAUUGCCAAGCAGAUAGAUACACCCACCCCCUAUUUUACUUACACACAAACACCAUUUUUCAAUAUAAUUCAGCCAGAGAGAAAAAUCUCAAAAUCUGAAUGUUGAAACUUGGUCAGGUUGAGUUUGUUCAUAAUUCAGCUUCAUUUCUAACCUGAAUCAUGUCACUUAAAGAGUGUGCACAGAUGCCUCUUUUUGAAGAAUAGGGGCCCAUUUGCACAUAUAAAAAAACCUCUUUGUUAAAAAAAAUUCUGUAUAGAUUUUAUAAUGUACUUGGAUAUUCUUAGUUAUCUUUUUUCUCUUUUGGAUAGAGAAUUUCUUAAUGAUUCACUAUAGAGCACAUUUUUAAAUGUAGCCUUUUUAGUGUUAAAUAUACUAAUACUCAUUUAGUCCUCAAUUCUAUCCAGGUACUAUACAGUAUUAAGUGGAAAUGUAGCAUUGCCAAGAGGAUACUAGUUUUGCCAUGUAUAUAAUGCAUAAACUGUAUGUUAGGCAAAUGUAUUCCUGCAGUUUAUGUAGUUUGAUACACUCCCUCUUGCCACCUGAUAAGCACAGCACUUAAAAACACUUCACUGUUCUCAAACUACCAUUAAGGUUUUUAUUUAGUUGGUUAAUGGCAUCUUGUUCUAGCUGGUGUCUUGAUUGCAAGGUUCCACAGAGUUUGAGCAGUUCCCUAAUGCUGCAAGGGACGGAGUGUAUCUCGUCAUAGUGGCUGUCAUGUCACUUCUCCCCUAGCACAAGUGGGAGCAACAAACCACAAUCUCUGACAUAGCUUUACAUUUGAACCAGUGAUACUGGGUUGCUUUUCUCUCUCAUAAGUAACAUACAACCCAUCUAGUUGUGCUUCACGAAUGAAUUGCGUUCUUGCUUGAGUCGCUUAAAGGAGCUUUCCAGGUUCUAGAGAUUUGAGUUCACUUUGGGACAUUCCACAUCAAAUCACCUGGUGCCAUGUGCUCUCACGACUCAGAUUUUCUU
Molecule: messenger RNA, 2383 nt
Organism: Lacerta agilis (Sand lizard)
Lineage: Eukaryota; Metazoa; Chordata; Lepidosauria; Squamata; Lacertidae
Gene: LIX1L
Product: limb and CNS expressed 1 like
Exons: 6
Coding region: 99-1163 (354 amino acids)
Biological process (GO): autophagosome maturation
Cellular component (GO): cytoplasm
Source: RefSeq, a predicted model, not a curated record